Brachypodium distachyon (stiff brome) is the source of this 2233-nucleotide messenger RNA. Its product is annotated as DNA repair protein RadA-like. Gene Ontology annotation, molecular function: damaged DNA binding; ATP hydrolysis activity; ATP binding. Gene Ontology annotation, biological process: recombinational repair. The transcript has 15 exons. The record is from RefSeq and is a predicted model, not a curated record. NCBI's taxonomy places the organism in Eukaryota, Viridiplantae, Streptophyta, Magnoliopsida, Poales, Poaceae.
CUUUACCAUGCGGCCAUGCCCGGCACGGCGGCGGCGCCCCCUUUCCCCUUCCCGCGCCGGCGCGCUGUGUUUCCUCCCCCAAACGGGCCCAAAACCCCGCAUAAACCCUUCCCUCUCCUCUCCCCCCCUUCCCCUCCCAUGCUCCACACCACCGCCGCUAUGCUCCACGCGACCUCCCCCCUCCGCUCCCUCCUCCGCAUCCAUCUCCAGCGCAUCCGCCCACCGAACCCUCGCCUCGCCCGCCUCCGCCUCCUCUCUUCCUCGUCACCGUCCGGCGGCGACGGAUGGGCCACCCACGACCCGCUCGCCGACGGCCUCUUCCCAUCGGCGGUGUCCUCUUCCGCGGCCGCUUCCGACCCCGACACCCCCGGGGAGCACUCCGACGCCCGUGGCGUGUUCGACCCCGUCUCCGGCCGCAUCGUCAUGACGCAGCAGGCGCAGCCGCAGCAGCCGUCCCGUCCUCCUUCGUCGUGCUCCGGCGGGCAGAAGGGGAAGGGGAGGCCGAGCGGCGGGAAGGGCGAGGGCAGGUGGGCGGCGGUGGCCGCAGCGAGGAGGUCCGGGGGCAAGGCGGCCGGCAAAGCGAGGACCUCGUACGUCUGCAGCCACUGCGGGGACGGGUUCUCGCAGUGGUGGGGCACGUGCCGCAGCUGCGAGGCGGUGGGGACCCUCACGAAGUACGUCGUGGAGCCUGACUCCGCCAACCCCGAGGGGUCGCACCACGCGGGCCGGUCGUGGAUUCCGCAGAAGAGCAAGGAGAUGGUGCCCCAGAGCCUCGGGGACGUGACCAAGGGGUUUGACCAGGCGGAGUGGCGCAUUCCGCUGCCGGGGAACUUUGGAAAUGAAAUUGCUCGGGUGCUCGGGGGUGGCAUUGUUCCUGGUUCUUUGGUUUUAGUAGGUGGGGAUCCAGGUGUUGGCAAAAGUUCAUUGAUGUUACAGCUUGCUUCUAUUGUAUCUGAUGGUUCUGAGGACCAGGGGUCUUCUCCUGUUGUAUAUGUGUCCGGUGAGGAGAGCAUUGAGCAAAUUGCAAAUAGAGCUGAUCGCAUGAGUAUCAGGUCUAGAAAUUUGUACCUAUACUCUAGUACGGAUAUUGAGGAUAUAUUGGACAAAAUCCAGCCAUUAUCUCCAAGAGCUCUCAUUGUUGAUUCAAUUCAGACAGUUUAUAUUAAAGCAUUUGCUGGAAGUGCUGGGAAUCAUAUGCAGGUCAAGGAAUGCACAUCUGCCUUGUUAAGUUUUGCAAAACUGACGAAUAUCCCUGUUUUCUUGAUUGGGCAUGUCACAAAAACUGGUGAUAUUGCUGGCCCACGUAUUCUAGAACACAUAGUGGAUGUUGUUUUAUAUAUGGAGGGGGAGAGAUGCUUAUCUCAUUGACUGUUACGGUCCGUGAAGAAUCGUUUCGGUUCAACAGACGAGCUUGGUGUAUUUCAAAUGUCAGAAUAUGGUCUGGAAGCUGUUUUGAAUCCCAGCGAGAUGUUCCUAACUGAACAUGAUUCAGAUUCUGAAAUACUAGCUGGGCUCGCCGUAGCUGUUGCUUUGGAUGGAUCCAGGUCCUUUGCUGUUGAAGUUCAGGCGUUAUGUGUUUCUGGUUCUCGCACUCGAGGUCAAGUUGUUGGCAUACCAUCAAGCAGGGCUGAUGUGAUAAUAUCAAUUCUUAUGAAGCAAGCAGGUCUAAAACUUCAGGACAGUGUUAUUUUUCUCAAUGUGGUUAGUGGCUUCAAUCUGACAGAAACUGCAGGAGAUCUGGCCAUAGCAGCUUCAAUUUGCAGCAGUUUCUUGGAAUUUCCUAUCCCAAAUGAUAUUGCAUUUAUUGGAGAGAUCGGCCUUGGUGGUGAACUUAGAACUGUGCCAAGAAUGGAUAAGCGCGUGAUAGCUAUCGCGAAGUUGGGCUACAGGAACUGUGUUGUUCCCAAGGCUUCAGAGAACCUGCUCAAACCGCUCAAUCUUGAUAUCAAGAUCUUGCCCUGCAGCAAUCUGAAGGAGUUCAUAAACACUGUGUUUAGGCCAGAAGGAUGAUGUUACAUCCUGCUCAGAGUGCUCUGCUUAGUGCUUACAAUUUGCUGACUGACUGCAUGUGUAGGUUUUUAGCGUGCCUAGGUCCAUUGUUAAUAACGUGCCUAGGUCCAUUGUUAAUAACUUGGAUGGUUGGGUUGAUGUGCGAUUUGACGCAUCCAUUUUUCAUCACCCCGGACAUUUUUGUCAUUUUAGCUUCUUAUAUUGCAAGUCAUGCCUGUUUUCA